CGCGCUAGCCAAUGGGAUGCCUCCUCUCAUUCGCCCCGCAGAGAGCCCAGCCGCACCCACCGGCCGUUAACGGUCGCCUAGGCCCGAGCAGCACGUGCCCCCGCGGCCACGCCCGCCCGCCUGUUUUAACCCCCGGAAGACGCCGUAGCUCCGGCUUCGCGGCGUGGGCAGUGCGGGCGGAAGUGACGCUAGGGCAGGCGCGGGAUUCAAACUCGCGGAAGCGGCGCUGGGCGAUGAGCGCCUGGGCGGGCCGGGAGCUGUUGGCGGGCCGGUGGCGCCGCGGGCACGGCGACGGCCCCGGGAGGGGCGAGCGGGACGGUGCGGCGCCGAGGAAGCCCCCAGAGGAGGCGCUCGCCGCGCAGGGCCCGCUGGCAUCCCCCGAGAGAAGCAGCCUGCUGCAGAAGAUAUUUUCUCUUGAAAAAGAAAAACAAAAACACAACCAUCUGCUUGGAGAGAAGGACAAAGAAAUCCAAAACCUAAAAGACAAACUUAAGUCCAAGAACAAGAACAGUGAAGUCUCCUCAUUACAAAGUCAACUAGAAGAAAAGACAAAGGAAGCAGAAAGGAGAGAACAGUUACUUAGUUCUCUAUCAGAAGAAAUGAACCGGUUAAAGUGUAAUUUAUCCACUGUUACCGCAAAAUGUUCUGAGCUUGAAAACAAAGCCAAUAAUUCUCAUGCAUCCGAGGAAGCUGUAACAAACAGCACUGGAUCAUCAACUAAUCUUAGUGAAGUAGAAAAACAACUGAAAGAUGCUCUUGAGAAGAACCAACAAUGGUUACUCUAUGACCAGCAACGUGAAGUGUAUGUCAGGGGACUGCUUGGAAGGAUCUUUGAACUUGAAAAGAAGUCAGAAAUAGUUAGCCAGCAACAACCAAAAGAAUCUAAUACAGAAGGUCAUCUACCAGAAGAAAAGCAAAAAUAUUAUGACCAGUUGUUGUUAACUGCUAAAAGUGAUCUUGAGACUGAAAGACGCACUAUAACCCAGCUGAGAUGUGAACUUCAUGAAUUCAAAAAGAAGUAUGAAGAAACACAACGAGAAAUGAUGAGUUUAAAUGACUUACUGCAGUCCCAACAGGCUGUUGAAAUGAAGGCUCUAGAAAAUGAAAACAAAAUAAAAGGAGAGAAAGUGCAGAGACUAAAACAAGAAAAUGAAAGUAUUAAAGUACAGCUAAGAGAAGAAAAAGAAAAGUCUGAAGAACUGUUAUCUCAGGUACAACUUCUUCGUAAAUCAUUGCUCAAACAGCAGGAGGAACACACUAGGAUAGCUUUGCUGGAACAACAGAUCCAGAUAUGCACUACAGACUUUGAGAAUGAAAAGCUAGACCGCCAGAACUUGCAGCAUCAGUUAAACCAAGUCCUUAAGGAACUACGCAAGGCCAGGGAGCAAAUAACCCGGCUGGAACCUUUGAAACUCCAGGAAUCUGGAUGUGUGGAACCACAAGAAGACUUGCAAGCUGCAUUCGAAGAGAAGGUGACAGUGUAUGACAGAAGUCCUUCCCAGAAACAUUCAAAUCUCCUUGAUGAAAGUUUUCUUGAGUGUCCCAGAUGUAAAGUACAAUAUCCAACAAGCCAGCACAGAGAAUUACUAGCGCAUAUUGACUUCUGUACAGCUUAAGCUCCAAAUGGACUUAAUAUAUUUGGUCUUUACACACUUCCAGCAUACUGUCCUGCAAAGGCAAAAGAUUUUUGUAAAGCUCUUCUCUCAAGGUUGUACAAAGGACUGCUAGCUUUGCAUUUCAGUUAAAAAUAAAAAUAAUAGUAAUUUAUUUGGUCUCAUAUUUCACCUGACAUUUGUGGAAACAGCUACUGCAUUUCUUGUUGCAAGUGGAAAUAUUUGUAGAAUUAGGAAUAUUUUCAAGUAAUAAGCUACUGACAUUUUAUUGCACUAUUAAAAAUAAGUAAAACACAGCUUUUGUGUCAGAC
Messenger RNA from Oxyura jamaicensis (ruddy duck), 1924 nucleotides. RefSeq names its product centrosomal protein 55 (gene CEP55). NCBI's taxonomy places the organism in Eukaryota, Metazoa, Chordata, Aves, Anseriformes, Anatidae. The coding region runs from base 12 to 1616 and encodes 534 amino acids. Gene Ontology annotation, biological process: regulation of phosphatidylinositol 3-kinase/protein kinase B signal transduction; mitotic cytokinesis. The record is from RefSeq and is a predicted model, not a curated record. The transcript is spliced from 8 exons.